Molecule: messenger RNA, 1359 nt
Organism: Chanos chanos (milkfish)
Lineage: Eukaryota; Metazoa; Chordata; Actinopteri; Gonorynchiformes; Chanidae
Product: alpha-1,3-mannosyl-glycoprotein 4-beta-N-acetylglucosaminyltransferase C
Exons: 3
Coding region: 1-1359 (452 amino acids)
Biological process (GO): protein N-linked glycosylation
Molecular function (GO): acetylglucosaminyltransferase activity
Source: RefSeq, a predicted model, not a curated record
AUGAGAAUUUACUGUAAAACGACGACCAGAUUGGCAGUUAUUCUGUUCAUCCUGACCAGUCUAUACCUCUCCUACAGUCAUGUGAGGAAGAAAACGAACGAGGAGGAAAAUUUUUGGCUUUGGGACACUCUGUGGUCUCCCCAGGAAGUACAGACAGACCGCCUUUCUCUAAAUGUUUCAGUCAGUGUGCUGGCUGGUGUCCUACAACAGAAUAAGAAAUUUCUGACAGUGGGUCUGUGUUCUGUAAAGCGGAAAAAGGAAAGUUAUCUACUUGACACGCUUCAGUCGGUCUUCUCUCAGUCUUCACAGAAAGAGCUGUCAGAGAUGGUUGUUGUGGUUCACCUUGCAGACUUUGAUGACAAUUGGGUAAAAGACACAGUGAAAAGUAUCUCAGACAGGUUCAGCCAACAGCUGGCGCAGGGCCACCUUUUGGUUAUCCGAGUUGCUCAGGAAAACUACCCUCCUCUCACAGGGUUAAAGAGGAAUUUCAAUGACCCUCCGGACCGCGUGACUUUCCGCUCUAAACAGAAUGUUGAUUAUGCGUUCCUCCUUCAUUUCAGCAGCAGCCUCUCACAAUAUUACAUCAUGAUUGAAGAUGAUGUAAGUUGCGCCAAAGGCUUUCUGACAGCCAUACGCCAUCACAUCCAAUCAAAGGGAAGUUCCCCCUGGGUCACCCUGGAAUUUUCCAAGCUGGGAUACAUUGGAAAACUGUACCAUUCUGAGCACUUGACGCUGCUGUCACGUUUCCUCUAUCUGUUUUACCAGGAAAUGCCUUGCGACUUCUUGCUGUCCCAUUUUCGCGUCCUCCUCAUGCAGAGUGAAGUCAUCCGCUUCAAACCAUCUCUUUUCCAACACAGAGGCAUUUACUCCUCUUUCCAGGGAACAUACAAUAAGUUGAAGGAUGAGGACUUUGUGGAGGAACUUGCUGACAACCCUCCAGCAGAUGUUGUCACAGAUAUUACUGCAUAUAAGGAUCACAGCCCAAACAAAGCCUACGACCAAGGGAUAGAGUACUUCUGGGGGACCUCUCCCAUUAAUGAAGGGAAUUUCUUCAUGGUGGUUCUACACACACCAGUAAAGCUCUCUCGUAUUCUGAUCAAAACAGGAUCGGAGGAUAAAAAGGACAUUCUUUCUUCUGCAGUAGUGGAGCUUGGAGAGACUGUUGUAAGGACAGAAGGCAGUCCAAAGUGCUUUGGGUUCCAUAAGCUGGGUGUACUAGAGGGGGGACGUUUUGAGCAGCGAGACAUCUCUGGCACAUUCCACGUUCCAGUGUCUUGCUUACGCAUCCGAGUCACAGACAGCCAAUUAGAUUGGGUUAUCAUACAGAACAUUCAGAUUUGGACUGAGAAACAGAACUGA